Exserohilum turcica Et28A is the source of this 768-nucleotide messenger RNA. RefSeq lists its product as uncharacterized. The record is from RefSeq and is a predicted model, not a curated record. The transcript has a single exon. NCBI's taxonomy places the organism in Eukaryota, Fungi, Ascomycota, Dothideomycetes, Pleosporales, Pleosporaceae. Bases 1 to 768 code for a protein of 255 amino acids.
AUGGCCCGCAUCCGCAUGCUCGCCGUCGCCAUGGCUACCACCAUUGUCGCUCUUGCUGUUGCUAUGGCCGUCGCCGUCGCCGUCGCCGUCGCCGUCGUCGUCUUCUCUGCCGCCACCACCGCCGCCGCCGCCCCGCCACGGAGUCGUCUUACGCCCGCCGCCUUGGGCCGUUUUGCGCUGCAGGCAGGCCCGGGGCGCAGCGCCCUCGCAGGCUUGCUGGGACCAGGAGGACAUGUCGGCCAAGGGCGCGCCAGGAACGUCACUGACACAAGCAAGCAUCAGGCUGUCAUUUCGCAGCGGCCCACGUUUCGCGCCCCCCUUUGCACGUCUCCCCGGUGGCGGCAGGUUCCUGAUUUGUGCCAUGUUCCUGGCCGGGCGCUCAUGCAGCCUUACUCGAUUGGCCGCAAGCAGCCUAGCGCGGGCGGCCGCCAUUGGCCGGGGCCGUCGUGUGCUUCCGUCAACGUGGUUUGCAUGUCGAGGCGUGCCUCUAGCCUUCCCGCGGCACACCGGAAGCCCGUCCGUCUCUGUCGCCGUCUCUGCCAUGCCCAGCGCGGCUUCGAGUCAAGCGGUGGGUGUGGUCGCGGUCGCGGUCGCGGUAGCGGUAGCGUGCGAGAAGGACCGUCGUUGAUGCGUUGCUGCUGGCGCUGGUUUGCUGGUGCUGGUGCUGAUGUGCGCGCGCCCUCCCAGCACCGUGGUUUGCCAAUACAGCCAAAUGUCUCUCGCGCACACCACCCUCGCCCUGCCUAUACACACUCUCGCUCCCCAUGA